AUGCAGCGUCGCGAGCCCACCGUGCCGCUCUUGCUGCUGCUGCUGCUGCCUCCUCUGCUGGCGCUGCUGCUCGGGGCGGCCACCGCGGCUCCCCUGGCACCGAGACCCUCCAAGGAGGAGCUGACUCGCUGUCUGGCAGAGGUGGUCACAGAAGUGCUGACCCUGGGCCAGGCCAAGCGAGGCGCCUGCAUGGCUCUCCUCCACAAAGAAAUGUGUGAGACAGAGUCCUGCGGCUGUGGGUCCACUGAAGAGAAAGGCCUCCUGGUUGGGGAUUUUAAAAACCCAGAGGCUGGGAAGACAAGGUCCAGCCAGGAGGUGAGGGACGAGGAAGAGGAGACAGCAGAAAGGACCCACAAGGCCGAACUGCGGGAACAGGCCAUCCGCAAGCAGCUCCGUGGCCGGCUCCGCCAGGAGGACCACAGAGAGGAGGAAAAGAGGGGGCCCCUGGAGACCAUUGAGGGCCUGUGGAAGCGGGUGGCAGAGCAGACCAGCGAUGAGGAGACGGCCCAGUUUGAGGCAGAGGAGAAGGGGGUGCAGGUGCUGGGCAGGGGCCACAGCCUGUGGCCGGGGGCUGAGGCAGGUGGAGAAAGGCAUGAGGACCGCCAUCACCUCCACCAGCCAGAAGCUGAGCCCAAGCAGGAGAAGAGAGAGGCUUGGGACAGGGAGGAGCAUGACUUGGAACGGCUGGAGCACAUGAGAGAUGAGCUGAAGGCGGCGACGGAGAUGCUGGGAGAGGAGCUCAGGAGCGCGGGCUGA
Lipotes vexillifer (Yangtze River dolphin) is the source of this 756-nucleotide messenger RNA. RefSeq names its product coiled-coil glutamate rich protein 2 (gene CCER2). Bases 1 to 756 code for a protein of 251 amino acids. The transcript is spliced from 5 exons. The record is from RefSeq and is a predicted model, not a curated record. NCBI's taxonomy places the organism in Eukaryota, Metazoa, Chordata, Mammalia, Artiodactyla, Lipotidae.